CCGGAAGCUGCACCGUAAUGGGUUUCCGUUCCUGAGUCGCCGUCCGCUUUCUCUCAUUUCAGUUGGGGCUCGUCUGGGGACCAUGGAGGAGCCGGAGAUGCAGCUGAAGGGGAAGAAAGGUGAUGCUUUUUGCAGAUCCUUUCCCCUUCUUUCCUAGUGACAGACAAGUUUACCGAGAGCAUGUACAUCUUGGCCAACGAACCUUCCGUCGCCUUGUAUCGGCUUCAGGAACACGUCCGGCGGUCUCUCCCAGAACUGGCCCAACACAAAGCUGACAUGCAGAGCUGGGAGGAGCAGAGCCAAGGGGCCAUCUAUACGGUGGAGUACGCCUGCAGCGCCAUCAAGAACAUGAAGGACAGCUCUGUUUACUUCAAGAGCAUUGAAGGGCUGCUCCGGCAUGCCAUUGCUGUGAAAGACCAGCUGAAUUCCCUCCGCAGGUAGCCCCAGAGACCCAGAAGCCUCCUGACGCCUCCCCGGACACAGAGGAGCACCUGAUUCCUGGGGGCGGGGGGGGGGGGCGGGCAAGAGGGCCGUUAGCCAGGCCACUCGGCCAAGACGGGGAGGUACCCUGGUCUCUGCAUGUCACCUUUUGUGUGCGCGUUAUUAUUUCUGUUAUUAAAUUUGGAGCCGAUAUUUAAAAAGCAAACAAACCCCUAUCCGGACAUGCUUCCGACAAGGA
Molecule: messenger RNA, 679 nt
Organism: Hemicordylus capensis (graceful crag lizard)
Lineage: Eukaryota; Metazoa; Chordata; Lepidosauria; Squamata; Cordylidae
Gene: BORCS8
Product: BLOC-1 related complex subunit 8
Exons: 4
Coding region: 181-441 (86 amino acids)
Cellular component (GO): BORC complex
Source: RefSeq, a predicted model, not a curated record